Molecule: messenger RNA, 817 nt
Organism: Notothenia coriiceps (black rockcod)
Lineage: Eukaryota; Metazoa; Chordata; Actinopteri; Perciformes; Nototheniidae
Product: perilipin-2-like
Exons: 3
Biological process (GO): positive regulation of triglyceride storage; lipid storage
Cellular component (GO): cytosol; lipid droplet
Source: RefSeq, a predicted model, not a curated record
ACGUUGUGGGUCUUUGAAGUCACGUUGUGUCUCUUUGAAGUCACGUUGUGUCUCUUUGAAGUCACGUUGUGUGUCUUUGAAGUCACGUUGUGUGUCUUUGAAGUCACGUUGUGUCUCUUUGAAGUCACGUUGUGGGUCUUUGAAGUCACGUUGUGUCUCUUUGCAUCACGUUGUGUUUCAGAGUUUGGUGCUGCGUGUCUCCAGCCUGCCUCUGGUCCGCUCUGCGCUGCAGUCCGUGACCUCUGUGUACUCGGAGGUCAAAGGUCGUUACCCCCUGCUGAACCUGGUGGGGGGGGUCGCCGAGGUCGGGGUCCGCAGCGUCUCCAACAUCGCCAUGACGACGGCAACGCCCCUCCUUCAGAGCCUGGAGCUGCAGAUCGAAGUUGCUGAGAGUUUUGCUCUCUUUGGUCUCGACUCUCUGGAAAAGAACUUCCCGAUCCUGAACCAAUCAACAGACGAGGUGGUGGGUCACCUGAAGGACGCCUUCUUCCUGACGCUGGACGACGUGCAGAUGUGGGUGGGGGACGGUCUGGACGUGGCUCUGGAUCAGAUGGAGCGUCUGUCUGAAGGCGCUGUGGCGGUGGUGAGGCAGCUUCAGGACUCUCAGGUGGGCCAGGUGGCUUCCUUUGGGCUGGACGACCUGCUGACCCGCCUGGAGGAGGCCGUCGCCCACUACCUGCCCCUCCCUCCCACCCUGCGUGAGUACAGGGGCAUUCUGGGUAACUGGGGUCGAAUUGGAGUUUCAUUUUCUAUUUCAGAAUCAGAAUUCCUUUAUUUGUCCGGCAACGGAGAAAUGUUGGGUAUAAGAUCAGAUCAG